Symbiodinium necroappetens is the source of this 1812-nucleotide messenger RNA. The record is from the annotation of a GenBank genome assembly. Lineage: Eukaryota; Dinophyceae; Suessiales; Symbiodiniaceae.
AUGCCCCACUUGCCGAAGCACGACCACCUGUCGUCAGACAUCCGCGAAAGACUUGACUUCCUGGCAUCAGAGUUCGAGAAGCUUGCUGCAGACAACGAGCGUCUGAGAGGGGAGCUGACAGUGAAGCAGGAUGAGCCUGUCCAGCCUACCAAUGUGACAGCUCUGCGCGAGCACGCGAACGUGCGGACAGUACAUACUCCUGCUUCUCCGUUGUCCCCACAAGCGUGGGCGGAUGCCGUCAGCGACAUAGAGACAAUUGAGAAUCUGCAGCCGGCCACCGGAAGGAAGCCGAAAGGCAAUGGCACUGCAGAAAAGCCAUAUGUUGUCAAGAAGCACACUGAUGAUGUUCUUCCAUUCAGCGCGGGCAACUCAGACUCCGAUAACGAUAUCACCUCCUCCAGGGCGACAGCCGAGGUGACGAAGCCCGUCUCCAAGGUCAAUGGCCAGAACAAGGACAAGGAUGCUGCCAAGAUCCACCAUGCUGUUAGCGGCAAGACCAUCAAUGACUCCGACCCGUCGUCCUGGAACGUGGGCGACGAACAGGAAGACCCAGUUGGACGUGUGAUUGUGUUAGAUGUCAUCCCGGCAGUGAUCAUUAUCAUCAAUGGCAUUGUGGUUGGCCUCAGUGCAGACAUAUGCCCAGAGCAUACUGUCUGGGUGGUGCUAGAGAUCUUCUUCACAAGUUUCUUCACCUUGGAGGUGAUUGUGAAGAUGAGAAUGUUUACCGUGAGAGGCUUUUUCUUGGGACCCGACUGGUACUGGUCCUGGUUUGACUGCUUUUGCGUGGGCUUGGCAUACCUGGAACUCAGCAUGAGCCUGCCGACCUCCGGCUUCGGGAUCUUGGGCUGCCCACCGGUGGAUCCGUUGGACACCGGCUCUUUGGGAUUUUUGAAAACACUCAAAUUGGCUCGCCUCGGGCGCAUCGUUCGAUUGUUGAAGUUCAAGAUCUUCGUAGAGCUGAAGAUGAUGAUCCAAGGCGUGUUUACAGGACUUCGCGUGCUGUUGUGGGCCAUUGUGCUUCUCUCGCUUUGCAUCUACCUGCUUGGAGUGACGUGCAGAACGCUGUACGCGUAUCGCGAAGAGUUCCAAACAGUGCCAUCUGCUAUGUUUACAGUUUUCCGAUGCUUCACCGACGGUUGUGCUUCAUACGAUGGCCGGCCGCUGCAAGAGAUCAUCCGAGCUCACGAGCCACAGGGAGGAAUCUGGAUGAUUGGCUAUACUCUAGUGUUUCUGUUUAUUACUAUCGGCAUCUUCAACUUGAUCAUGGCCGUGUUCAUCGACAACGUCAACGACGGGAGCGUGAAGAAAAAGCAAUUCAACCUCGGCCUAUCUGCGGACAAGACCGAGCUCGAGCUUGCUCAGACCGUGCAAAGCAUGUGCGUGAAGUCGGGAGUUAUCCCGGAGCUCCCCGAGGAUGACUCUGAAGAUGAGCAGGAAACCAUGCUGGCUCGCAAGAGUACGGAGGGAUUGCAAGAGUACGAAGGAAGGACGAAUCGGAUAAAGCGCAGGAUGAAGCGUGCAGGAUGCAUCAUCACGAAGAGAACCUUCAAUAAGUGGCUCCUCCAGUCCAGUGAGCUACUUCAGUGCCUGGAUGAUACAGAGAUUGACACGUCCAGCAAAUUCGAACUGUUCGAUGUGCUGGACACUGAUUUAUCGGGAAAACUGCCGUUUAACGAGACCAUCGAAGGCCUGAUGAAGUGCCGAGGCCCAGUUUCGAAGACGGACAUCAUUUCGAUUCGGCUGCGCGUGCGAUAUUUGACUCGACUCGUUCAGCAGAUUCACAAGCAGCUCGGAUGUUCACCGAUCAAGUGA